Messenger RNA from Mugil cephalus (flathead mullet), 2494 nucleotides. RefSeq names its product ATPase H+ transporting accessory protein 1a (gene atp6ap1a). Gene Ontology annotation, cellular component: proton-transporting V-type ATPase complex. The transcript has 11 exons. The record is from RefSeq and is a predicted model, not a curated record. The coding region runs from base 35 to 1495 and encodes 486 amino acids. Lineage: Eukaryota; Metazoa; Chordata; Actinopteri; Mugiliformes; Mugilidae.
CGCACGUCACCUGCUGCUGUCACAGACAGUAAAGAUGGCGUCGACAGGGAUACUGCAGCUCCAGCGCAUCUCUGCGCCUUUGGCCGUUUUACUCGGUCUAUUAAGCAUUUUCAACAUUGGAAAUUGCGAUGAGCAGGUACCACUCAUUAUGUGGACAAGCGAAGGGAUGUCUCUACCAAGGCAGUCCCCUCCUACAGCCGGGCACAUCGUUGGACAGCAGCAGCUGGCCUCCUACCUAGAGAAAGUUCUGGAUGUCGGCCCAAGAAAUGUAGUGUUGUUCCUUCAGGACAAGAUGAGCAUAGAGGACUUCACCAUGUAUGGAGGAGCUUUUGGAAACAAACAGGACAGUGUUUUCCCAAACCUUGAGGGAGCUUUGAUGUCCUCGUCCUCCCCUCUGGUGUUACCUGCUGUGUCCUGGCCUGCAUCCAGUGCAGUGAUUGGUCAGCUGCAGGACCAAUUAGAAACCUCCCCUCUAUACAUGGACCCAGAGACCCUGAGCCAGCUGAGACUGAAUGCCUCCUCACCUGCUCUGCUGGUGUUCAGGCUGCCCUACGGCAUCGGAGCUGAUCUCAUGUCUGCAAAAGAGAUUCUCAGUGGAAAUGAUGAGGUGAUUGGUCAGGUGCUGAGCAUCAUGAAGGCCCAGUCUGUUCCAUACACAGCCAUUUACACAGCGCUGCGUCCCUCACGAGAGGCGGCGUCUCUCUCCAUGGAAGCAGGUCUGGGUGGAGGACGCUCUCUGCUGCAGGCCAGAGGUGGAUACAGGGAGAGGGAGAGGGAAAGGGAGAGGCAGCGGAGGAUCAAGGAGAAGGCUGGGAUCUACCCUCCCGUGGAGUUUAAGGAGGGGGAGGACACCUGCAUCCUCCUGUGGGCUAAAGGUCUGUCAGUGAGCAUCCUCCGGAGCGGUCGCUGGGAAGAUCAUGACCUGACCCCAUCUACAUUUGGGGAAGGUGUUAGCCCCAAACUCCAUGGCUCCAGUUGUGACAAAGCCAAAUCCAGGUUGGUUCUUAAUUAUGAGAAUGUCCUCGGCCACCGCAGCUUCAAACUGAUCUUUGUUAUGAGUCAGCGUCACUACCAGGUGUCUGCCCGCCGCUGGUUCACACUAGACGCUGUGGAGCUGGAGUACGACGGCACCAAGGCCACGUUUAACGGGAGCAGAAACAUCUAUGCUCCUGCAGAGUACUCGUACCGCUGUGAGUCCGUCAGCAGCUUCCUGUGGCCACUGCUUGUCCCUCGCUCUAACAAAGAUCCAGCCAAUCAGUGGAGGGUCUCCUUCGAGGACAUCCAGAUCCAGGGCUUCAAUGUGACCGGCAGUGAAUUCUCAUAUGCCAGUGACUGUGCAGGCUUCUUCUCCCCUGGUAUCUGGAUGGGUCUGAUGACCAGCCUUCUCAUGGUGCUGGUGCUCACAUACGGCCUGCACAUGAUCAUGCAGCUCCGCACUAUGGACCGUUUUGAUGACCCCAAGGGCCCGGCCAUCUCUGUGCCCCAGACAGAGUAACACAACUGCAGUCUGUCUCCCGAUGUCUCACCCCACCUGUCCUCCUCCCUGUCCCCCUCACUACAAUGCUUCCUCUCCCACCCUUCACAUUCCUGUCCCCGUUCAUAUGUGGUUGGACAUUAUACAGAAUAAGUAGUAGUGUUGUCAUAAUGAGGUUGUAUUCAUAACUGAAUAACGUGUCAGUUUAUACCUAAAAUGUGCAUCCUGAGACUUGAAGCCUCAGUUUGUCCUCUAUUAGGAGUUUGUGUAAAAGAUUAAGAGGAAAAAUAAUAACAGUUACAGCUGUUCUGAAGGUGUCUUGUAGUAGAGGUACCAGCUGUUUACACAUUUAGUUUACUGCAUUAUUCUGCACUUGAUUUUAAAACUAGUACAAGAUGAAUUUGCACUGGUUUUGUAUUUGCUUAAAGCAGCUAUAACCGUAUAAUAAGGGAUGAAAUAACAAAAGCAGAACAAGUACCUUCAGAACAACUGUGUGUUUGUAACAACCCUCUCCUCUGAGAUUUUAAAGGAUCAAUAUGUAACACACGAAUGGGAGACAACAAUUGUACAUACAGGGACAAAUAUAACUUAUAAAGUGAAUUAUGAGAUGCUAUUUAUUGGUAAAAUGUCUGUAUUUGUGUUUGUGUUUACCAUGGUUUGCAUAGAUGAUGUAGUUGUUGAAUGAAGGGAAACUCAGAUCAGUCAUAUCACUGCAUUCCAUUAGCUUUAGUGUUCGUGAUCAAAGGGACGUGGAUGAUAACGUUGGUGAAGCAUUAGAAGUCAAACAUUUCCAACUCUUUUUAUUUCAUUUCGUUUCAUUUAUGGCUGUCUUCUUUUUUUAUUAUUCAAGUGAAGCUCUCACAACUGAUGUGCACUGAAAGACGCCCAAUGUGAACUUGUGUUUCUGUUUAAUUUAUUCUGUUUUUAAUGAUUUGUAGUGAAUAUGAAUGCUGUAUGGUCCUGAGUGUGGUCCUGUGUCGUGCUGCUGCUGUGACCCCAUUAAAACUUCUGUAAAAAGUC